AUGUCAAACUCAAAGUCGGGCGUCGUAAUACCAGACACUCCUCGUAGCCUUAGAUCAUUUGGAGGCGAUGCUGGAUUGGUGGAUCUACGCCCCACGAUUGCCAAAGAAAUGGACGGCGAAAUUGUGGAGUGCUCCGUUGAAGACUUCAUAACUACUUACCUUCCUUUCGCGCCAAAUGAAGAGCAGACCCAGCGUCUUGUGCAACAGCUUCUUCAGGAACAACCUCCAGCAGGAGGAAAGGUGGCAACUCGCAGUACUAAGGCUCCUAGGCCCUCGAUUUUAGUGGGCAACAAGGAUCAGUAUACCUUCCGUUCAUACCCUAAUGAGAAGGGAGAUGUCAAGCUAUCCUCACACGGCUCUGAGAAUGUAGCAUUCCGUGGAUGGUCAGCUAUUGCUGAGGCCAUCGCAGCCGCGGCGCCAGCCAUAGGACGCCAGGUCACCCAAUUCAAGUACCACGAUAUCCCGAACAAAAGGAUUGCUUCGGACAUCUUGGGUUCUAAUAACAGGAUUGAUGCAGGAUUCAUUCGUAAUUUUCCGGGUACCUCAUCUGAGCCCAGGACCACAGACAUAGCCGUCGUCGUAGAGUUCAAACUCGCCACCAAUUUGAAACAAGCUAAUGCUCGGCAGGCUGUUUCAGCAAACGUUCAAAUUAUGAACGACGAUGUUCGUCGUAUGUUCACCUUUGGUAUCACUGCUGAGUCCUCCGAAGUGACUCUCUGGUAUCAUUGUCGUUCGCACUCUGCGGUAUCGAAGCGAUUUAAUUUUGAACCGCAUCUCUUAAUCAAAGUGCUCGCCGCUUUCACCUUUGCCACCGAAGAACAACUUGGUUACGACCCUCUGAUUACUAGAGAGCAAGAUGGUCGUUAUACCUUCAACCUGCCUGAUCCUACCUCAUCUGGUCCUCUUCAACAGUUCAGAACUAUUGGAACCCUCUCCGAAUAUCGUACGAACAACAUCACCGGUCGCAUGGCUCGUGUAUACACAGUCAACAAACUGGACCCCGAAGGGAAACCCGUCGGAGAACCUCUCGUUCUCAAGGACGUUUGGCUGGAUGAAUCAGCCCAAACUGAGUGGGAAAUUCAAAAAGAAAUAUUCAAAGAUAUCGAAAAAUUUUGGGCCAGCUCGACGGAUAUACAGGGGAUGAAAGAACUUCACGACACCCACAAGCGUCUUGUUACCAGCGGAGAAUACAAGAAAUACUUUCUCGAAAUUGUCCUCGAUCAUGUUGGUACCGUCACUACGAGCCGUCCGGCAGCAUCAACCCCUAAACCAGGGCUACUCUUCAGCUCCACAAUGAAAACGCAUAAUCCGAACAUUUCCAGCACCAACAACGUUACGCCUCAGGGUACCGGCACCAGCUCUACCAGCGUUUUUUCCGGGACGCGAAAUACAAACGCUGGAACUCAUCCCAUAGAAUUUGACAAUGUCACUCCAGUUCCCGUUGCGGAGCGCCCUUUCAAACCUAAAAAGCGUUAUCAAGUGGUGUUCAAAGAUGUUUGCCUAACCGUGGGGCAACAUACAACCCUUGGUGAAGUUGUGCGUGUGCUGCGCCAGACCCUCAUUCCUCUUCAGCUGUUGCUCUGUGCCAAUUGGGUCCACCGUGACAUCAGUUCGGGAAACAUUAUGGCACACAAGGUCGAAUUAGAGAACGAUAAAGAGCCCUGGCAGGCCAAGUUGGCGGAUCUCGAAUAUGCAAAGAAGUUUCCUCAACACGAUGCUCAUGAAAAAUCUGUUGACCCGAAGACGGGAACCCCAUAUUUUAUGCCACUGGAAAUUAUGCUCAAGCGCUACCUUUACCAUCCGAGAACACGGAAACACACCACUGCUCUGGAAAGGGGAGAAAAGGCUAAACCAGCCAAAGUUGUGUUCCGCGACAGGAAAAAGCUGAGAGGCGUUUCCUCAAAGCCGGCUUCGACUAGACAUGUAAUUCACAACUUCCAACACGAUCUCGAAUCUCUUUGGUGGAUUCUCCUUUGGACUGUUACUUGCCGCAUCGAUUCUGAAGCUGCUUACGCUUAUGGGAGGCCAAUAUUUGUCAAUCAAAUCAUUCCAACCGACGAACGACAAGACUGCUUCAACGCCGAGAGCAUUCUGGACGAGCUGGAGCAGUUCUUGCCGGCACCCAAAUCAGAGGAUGAGGACACCUUCGCAGAGAUGAUUGACAAUCUCAGGAACUUCAUGAAUGACGCCUACGUUGCCCGCGUCUCCGAAGGGAAUCAAAACAAACCCGAGCAUUAUGUUGAAAUAUUCGCAAACUUCAAUGUUUGCUUCGAUACAAUGCUGGAGACUGCGUCUGAUUGGGCUGGACUACCUUUGAUUACUCGUUCAGCAACCCAAGGUCAGCCACAAUCUGUGGUUCCGGGACGACGAAAACGCACACGCGAGGAAGAAAGCAUCGCUGAUGCGCGCCUGGUUGACGGCGAGGAGAGAUCUGAGGCAAAGCUGCCAAAGAUGGAAGACAAUGAGGAAGAGGAGUAA
Psilocybe cubensis is the source of this 2478-nucleotide messenger RNA. RefSeq lists its product as uncharacterized. NCBI's taxonomy places the organism in Eukaryota, Fungi, Basidiomycota, Agaricomycetes, Agaricales, Agrocybaceae. The transcript has 7 exons. The record is from RefSeq and is a predicted model, not a curated record. Bases 1 to 2478 code for a protein of 825 amino acids.